GCUGCUGACGGAAGGGCACUGAGGACAUGGCACAGACAUUAACUCAGAGGGGAAGAAUGCCCCUUCAAGUUCCUACCCACUCGGCUCUGACGAACUCCCAAACAACAUGACUGGCAAAGAGAAGGGAGAGCCCCCCCACACCACAGCUCACAACCUUCUUCAGUCAGGAGAAGACUUCUUCGAUUCUGUGACUGAGAAGAUGACUCCAUUGCCUCACAGAGAUGUUCUACAAGAGCCAGCUUCUGCCCCUGAAGCCCAGACAAAACAAACUUUCCCUUCCAAGAAGAAGCCACCUUCUCUAAAGCCAGUAAACAUCGCAAGGAAGCAUCUGAGACCCCAAACUACCCCAGCAAUGCUUCAGAGAGCUGCCUCUCAGCCAAACCUGUCACACCCCAGGUCCUUCACCUCUGCUGAAGAGCCUCAUGCGCUGGGGAAUGGGAUUACUAUGGCUACUGAAGCCAAGCAAGCAACCCCAGAGCUGCCACUGUGGGGUGACAGGAGAGGAAGCAGUGGCACAACCAGCCAGUCUCCACUGCAGAUUUCUCCUUUUAUGUUACGACCUUUAAUCCGCCAGCCCACCUCCCAAAGCCCAGAGACAGUAAAGCAGUCGGUGCCUGAUGCGGCUGCUGUAGAAGGCGAUACAAUCGGCCCCAGUGCUAACAAGACAAGCAGUGCAGAGAACGAGAUGAAUGGAUCUGCUUCCGAAGAAAGUCAAGAAACAACCACUUCCACCAUCAUCACGACCACAGUCAUCACCACCGAGCACACGCCAGUUAUCUGCAGCGUGAGCUUCUACGACCCAGAAGGCUACAUUGACUCGACCGACUAUCCCCCGCUUCCUGUGCCCAACUUCCUGGAGUGCACCUAUAACGUGACAGUCUACACGGGCUAUGGAGUUGAGCUCCAGGUGAAGAGUGUGAACCUGUCAGAGGGUGAGGUGCUCGCCAUUCGUGGAGUGGAUGAUGACAACUUGGUGAUCUUAGCCAAUCAGACACUUUUGGUGGAGGGUCAGGUGAUUCGCAGCCCAACCAACACUAUUUCCGUUUACUUCCGGACAUUCCAAGACGAUGUGGUUGGGACUUUUCAGCUUCAUUAUCAGGUGUUCAUGCUGAGCUGCAGCUUUCCACGGAGGCCUGACUUUGGAGAUGUCACCGUAAUGGAUCUGCAUUCUGGUGGAGUCGCCCAUUUCCAUUGUUACCUGGGAUAUGAACUCCAAGGCCCCAAACUGCUCACAUGCAUCAAUGCAUCUAGGCCUCACUGGAGCAGCCCAGAACCCGUCUGUUCAGCACCCUGCGGCGGCACGGUGCAUAAUGCCACGAUUGGACGAGUUCUCUCGCCGAGCUACCCCGGGAACCACAGCAACAUGCACUGCGUGUGGACCAUCGACGCUCCCCAGGGCCAGAAGCUGCACCUGCACUUUGAGAGGCUUCUGCUGAGUGAAAAGGACAGAAUGGUGGUGUACAGCGGAGAGACGAACCACUCAGCCAUCCUCUACGAUUCCCUGCGGACAGAGAGCGUCCCCUUUGAAGGCGUGAUCAGCGACGGCUCCGCCAUCCGCAUUGACUUCCUGGCGGAUGAGGCGAGGGCCACCACAGCUUUCAACAUUCGAUUUGAAGCUUUCGAGCGAGGCCAUUGCUAUGAACCCUACAUUCAGAAUGGGAAUUUUACCACCUCCGAUCCUACCUACAACCUGGGAACGACGGUGGAGUUCACCUGUGACCCUGGCCAUUCCCUGGAGCAGGGACCUGCCAUAAUCGAGUGUAUCAACGUCAGGGACCCCUACUGGAAUGACACCGAGCCACUGUGCAGAGCAAUGUGUGGAGGGGAGCUCUCUGCCAUGGCAGGAGUCAUCCUGUCCCCCAACUGGCCAGAGCCCUACGCUGAGGGAGAGGACUGCAUCUGGAGGAUACAUGUUGGGGAGGAAAAGCGGCUUUUCCUGGACAUCCAGCUGCAUGGCCUGGAUCAUUACUGGCCCAGAACACCCAUGGAGGUCUCAAGGAACGACUCGUGUUCAGACCUGCCUGAAAUUCAGAACGGGUGGAAGACCACAUCACACACAGCGCUAGUGAGAGGGGCCAAGAUCACCUACCAGUGUGAUCCAGGAUAUGACAUCGUAGGAAGUGACACGCUCACCUGCCAAUGGGACCUCACCUGGAGCAGCGACCCUCCGUUUUGUGAAAAAAUUAUGUACUGCACAGACCCUGGGGAAGUGGACCACUCGACCCGUUUAAUUUCUGAUCCAGUGCUGCUGGUUGGAACCACCAUUCAAUACACGUGUAACCCAGGCUUCGUACUGGAAGGAAGUUCCCUUCUUACGUGUUACAGCCGCGAAACAGGAACUCCAAUCUGGACAUCAAGGCUACCCCACUGUGUCUCUGAAGAGUCCCUUGCCUGUGAUAAUCCAGGAUUACCUGAAAAUGGCUACCAAAUACUCUACAAACGCCUUUACUUGCCAGGCGAAUCCCUGACGUUCAUGUGUUAUGAAGGCUUUGAGCUAAUGGGCGAGGUUACUAUCAAAUGCAUUCUGGGCCAGCCGUCCCACUGGAGCGGACCCCUGCCCAUCUGCAAAGUGAAUCAAGACAGUUUUGAACACGCUUUAGAAGUAGCAGAAGCUGCCGCAGAGACGUCGCUCGAAGGGGGAAACAUGGCGCUAGCCAUAUUCAUCCCAGUGCUGAUCAUCUCACUACUGCUGGGGGGCGCAUACAUCUAUAUCACAAGAUGUCGGUACUACUCCAACUUGCGCUUGCCCCUCAUGUACUCCCACCCAUACAGCCAGAUCACCGUAGAGACGGAGUUUGACAACCCAAUUUACGAGACAGGGGAAACAAGAGAAUAUGAAGUUUCAAUAUAAAGACUAUGAUACGAGAGUCUCCAAAUGUGAACUUAAUUCACUCCAAUAGAACUUCCUCCGUAACUAAUCCAGAGACCAUGUGGAGUUUAAUUGGAAUCCUGGACCUACUCUUGUCUGUCCUUUUGCCUCUUUAUUGAUGAUUUCACUGUUUUCUUCGCUGUAUUUAUUCUAUUUAACUUGAGAUAGAUGUGUUCAGAGUGUUCCCGGCAGGCUGUACUCCGCUCCCUGGGUGUACCCGAGCUCUGAGGACCAGUGCAGAGCUACCAGUCCACACAUGAAGGUGGGGAGGUGCAGGGAUCAGCUGGCCCCAUCCCGCAGCAGCGACAGUCUCCAACUCUGCACUGGCCACACGCAAAGAGAUUUUACGUUUUUCGUGGUGUUAAAAUUAAAAUGUCUCCAUGCAAGAUCCUGCAGUUAACUGCCAAGAGCUGGGUUAGACACAGAGCUUGAUUCCUUGGUAUGAUACAUAGUCUUUCUGAGCACUGUCCUAAGCCUAACCACUGCCCACACAUUUCCGGUUCUCCUAGAGUUUGAUCAGGCAUCUGGUGCUACGCUCUCUGAUUCAAAGAGCAGUGAGUAGAGGGAGCAGCCUCUCUCCUGGGGCCCACCUCAGGCAAGUUACCAGGCAGGUACAGCGCGAUGCCCUCGGGUGUCUGGGGAGAAAGGGGAAGCAGAGACCAAACUAGCAAGUUACAUGCUACUUGCUUGGCCCAGCUUGUUUUUAAUCCUGGAGAGGCACAUACAAGAACAUGUGAGCUGCUGCAGAGAAGCCUUAACGUAUGCAACCAGCGAUUGCUGAGCCUAUCAGCCCCGGUCUGAGAGACCUUGGCAGACGUGGGUAAAAUCUUCUCGGGCUGUGUUUCUGCUACACUGGGAACAAACAGGCUUGCUUGUCUUCUGCUCACACCUGUUAUUUGUCUUUAAUAACAUUGACUGUGGCCAUUGCAAGGAAUCUGCAGUCUCUCUCAAAGUCUGAGUUCACCUUUUGCCCACUUUAUUGUAAGUAUCUCAGGGUAAUAACGAUGGAAUACAGGAUCCUAUCACACGCUCUGGUUAAUUUUGGAGCAUUCGCCCUUCAAGGUUACGGUGCCCUCAUGCAACUGGAAGAGUCCACUGUUCUUCUGGAAUAGCUGCUCUGGGAAGGGCAGGUGGGCUGGUUAGUUAGCCACAACUCUGCAUGAGACGAGCCAGAGUCAGUCCUUCUUCCCAUCUUCCCGGAGCAUGCAAAACCAGCAGAGGGCAUUUGAUCAGAUCUCAGCAGCAUGGGAAGACUUUGUGGCAGCAACCAAACCACCACGUUCCUGUCAUUCCAAACCCAUUCCAGGGCGCUGCCACUACUCUGUGGCAGAAAACAGUGUCCAGUAAGCAUUGUCCAUUAAGAGCUGCACUGUCCAGCUUUGAGCUAACAGGAAAUCAACUAGAUUUGCACUCCGCUUGUGAGUCAGGCAUUGGGCAAACCCCACCUGGAGAAGAGAGACUAGACUAGUGGGAUGAUUGUAGGGAAGAAAGUCAGGUAGCAAACCUCCCCUGACUUCAGCACAGGAGCCCAAUCACUGGAGGAACAUAGCAGGCAAAAUAGAGCCUUUAGUAGCCACUUCCAUCUUGAUCUAACCCUGUGACAACUGGAAUUCAAGCACCACAUUCAUAGUCUUUGGUUCUGGAGAAUAAUAUGUUCACAUUUAACAAAACAAAUGCUCACAUGUUUUCUUUUCAUGGAAACAUAAAGAUUCACAAAAGGUUCCAGUGACUUAGUUACCAAUAUUUCUCUUCACAAAACUGGCGGUCACACAGGCCCAGUCCUGCUAUCGCUGGAGGGACAGCGACAUUGUUGAUGUUUCUUUGGCUGCUGGUGUCUUUAUUCUGUCUGUGUGGAAUGGCAGUUAUAACCAUGACAAUGUUUUCAAGGCCGUUUUAGUUUAGAGAAGGUUAGUGCAUCUCUGCAGUUGUGUGACUGAGACAUUCGAUUUUUUUUCCUUUGAAAAAAACAAAACUGAAUGUGUAUUUGUAAUUUGUAAAGGUUAAAAAAAAAGAAAAACAAAAAACAAAAAAAGGUGCCAGAAACGUACCAGGUAUUUCAUUUCUGUUCAGAUAUGUCUGUUUUUAUAAGAACAAUGUGAAAAUUGUUGGGAUUAAAUAUUUUUGAACAUGAUACAGUACUUCCACGGGAAGCUCUAGAAUUUAGUGUAACCUUAAUACAAAUUGUACUAUAUUUUUUAAUGGUUGAAAAUAAGUUUAACAAAAAUUUGAGCCACAGAAUAUGCCUGUGCUUCAGCCUGUAUUCCAUGCUGCAUACACUUCAACGCUAUCUGCCAUGUGAUCCGCAGGUCUCCAUGGUUACACACCAGACCCUUCCAUUGUCACAUUCGUGAAUGAGUCUGAUCUGAAAUGAGUGAAUGGUGCAGAAGAGUCCCCCUGGACCCAAACCGUGAAGAUUGAUGUCUUGGGUCCAUCUCACAGUAUUUCAACUGUGGAGUCUUUCUCCAGAAAAUGGGCACAGGUUAUCCCCUGCAGCAUAUGAGCCUGGUGGCUUCCAGGGGCGCCUCAGGGCUAGAUUCUAGUCCCUCAGAAGUCACUGGGAUGAGAUUUGGCUCUCUGUGUUCUCCAAAGCCUACCCAGCCCAAAUGAGUCUUCAGUUUCCUUUAGAUUUGGUUUUACAAACUAUCGAGAUGCAAAUCUCUUCAUUUCCCCCUGGGAAGAAAUACAGGAGCAACUGCUCCUUUGCUUGUCACUCUCAAGAGUGUAUUACCACACUAUCAGGGCAAGAUGCCGCCCUCUUUAGAAGAAGCCUGCCGUGCUACAUAAAUUCAGCGCAUCAGGGCAGGCGGACGAAUGGCAGGUAACCAGGAACGGAAGUGAUCCCUUAUUUAGUUACUAUUUCCUUUCUGUACAUAUAUAAAUAUGAUAGGAUGGAGAGGUGGAAGGCCCCAGGGCCGCUCACUUUAAAAUGCCUUCCCUUGCCUCCUGCUGUGUUACUUUAGUGCAUUAUUUAGCAUGUUAAACCAAGCCUUCUGAGCAAGGGAAGCAAAGGGACCCUACCAGAUGCAUCUGUUUUCUGGGGCACAGAGCCUCUGCAUUGGUGGUCUGGGCUCAUCUGGAGGCAGUUUCCACUGGCUGAAGACUGGGAGAAAUUUCAACCCUGCAGUAAACAGGCCCCACUCCCAGGGAAGAGAAGGGGAGACACAUCUGCUUCCUGGGCUGGUUUGGCAGUGGAUCUUUUACUGCUGGUGCCGUUAGCUAAGAGGCGUUUGCACUUUGUCCCGGGGCAGAAUGAAAGCAAGUGGGAAAUGAGACAAAUGCCCUUGCCUUAUUCACGGAUGAAAACAACAGACCUUCCCCGGUCGCCUUGCUGUUGAACAUCACAACGUCCUGCCCCAUGGGGCAGGGAAACACCCCUCGACCGUAGAGACUGGCUCCCUCUGGGAGUCAGUGUGGCCCAAACCAUCCAACCCCGUGGGAUCAGAGAUUUGCGCUAGCCCUGGCAGAGUCUAGGACUUUCUCCUCAGUUGAGCUGGGACUCUGGUUUGGGUGCAGAGCUCAGAACAUCUGCUGAUGGAGCGCAUACUCCAUGAGGUCUGUGUUUCCGCUGUCAGCAGUCAGAAGGGUCAGUGGAGAUAAAGGAGAUCGACUGUCCGGAGGAGUAAACGUGUGGCAAGCAGUACGUUCAACACUACUGUUCUCCUAAGGGCAGAAUGACGUAGGACACUCUGCCCACCUGAGCCAAAGUCUGUCCAAGUCAAUGGAAAGACUCCCACCAACUUCACAGAGUUUUGGAUCAGGCCCUUAAAGCAUAAUGUUGACUAGGGAGGGAUAGCAAAGUGUCUAAGGCAAAUUCCACCAGUCUAGAUUUUUUUGCUGUAUUUAUGUUGGUCUCCAUUUCAUAUGUUCACAGUUUCAAAAACAAAGCCCAAGGUGGAACUGGAUGGAAAAAUGAAAACAUUUUCUUAUAUAGUUAUUUUUGGUUGAUCUGGGGGCUUUAAAGGGAGAAGAGGUGCAUAUGCAGAACAGGGCAGUUCCAAUGCACAGCUCACAACAUUCCCUGUACGCCAGCAGAGACAGGCCGAACCCGAACGGUGCCACAGGUUUGCGUAGCGUUGUCUGUACUCGUGUACAGCUUUACAAGUGGUUUGCAUGCAGUACAGCUGCAUCACGGCUGCUCACCUGUCUACGAUGCCUCUUGGUAUUUUUUCAUCCCAGGCGUCAGAAUAUCCUACUUUUGUUCACAGGAACAAUAAUGGAUUUGUAGGGCGACAUAAUGUAUAUUUUUCAUGCAAUUUUCUUGAAGGUAAACUACAAUUUCUUAAAUCUUAUUCUUAAAUCUGAAUAUGGGUGAACUUACUGUGUUAAGAGAAGCAUUCCGGCAGUCAUAACUCUCCCUCCAUAUUAAUGUACAAACAUACUUCAGCUCUGUCUGUGGU
This is a messenger RNA of Terrapene triunguis (Three-toed box turtle), 7266 nucleotides long. RefSeq names its product seizure related 6 homolog like (gene SEZ6L). NCBI's taxonomy places the organism in Eukaryota, Metazoa, Chordata, Testudines, Emydidae. Gene Ontology annotation, biological process: synapse maturation. Gene Ontology annotation, cellular component: endoplasmic reticulum; neuronal cell body. The transcript is spliced from 17 exons. The record is from RefSeq and is a predicted model, not a curated record. Bases 107 to 2851 code for a protein of 914 amino acids.